Molecule: messenger RNA, 4177 nt
Organism: Anneissia japonica
Lineage: Eukaryota; Metazoa; Echinodermata; Crinoidea; Comatulida; Comatulidae
Product: centrosomal protein of 131 kDa-like
Exons: 20
Coding region: 156-3734 (1192 amino acids)
Biological process (GO): regulation of centrosome duplication; intraciliary transport involved in cilium assembly; cilium assembly
Cellular component (GO): centriolar satellite
Source: RefSeq, a predicted model, not a curated record
CAAUAUUGAACUGCUGUGGCACGGUGGUAUGGAAGCAGAAAGAAGACCGAGCAGAAUGAUUACCAACAACAGAGCGAAGCUGAGUUUUGUAAAAAUAUUUUGAAUUAGCAACAAAUUUUUCUUCAUUUUAUAAUUACGGCCUAGUGAAUGAUGUAAUGGAUCUCAGCUUGACAGGCUCACAAAUAGCAUCUCAGAGGAAGAGACCAAGCUCAGCUGGACGUACCCGACCUGGUUCAGCAGGAGGAGGAAGCCAGCCUAGCUCUAGCAGGUCAAACACUUCAGCAAGACGCAGCUCAGAUCACAAGCUGAAAGUGAGCCCAAGUGGAGAUAGGAAGACAGGCCUCAGCAAUGGCUACACUACUGGGUCCAAUAGUGCUGGUGGUGCACGGCCUAAACAUAGGAGAGCAACUAGCAAUAACUUUGAAUUGUCAAGUCAUCGCAGUGUUGCCAGCGAUGUUUCUAGCCCAGGGAGACCAUUGAGAAAAUCACCAGUAUCAAAUAGCAAUGAUGAUUUCCUUGCACUGUUCAACUCAAGUCACAAGCCUAUUAUCCAGAAACCAAGAAAGCUGGACAAAUCCUCAAGCAAAAAGGCAUCAGGUGACUUGACCUCUGCCAGAGCAUUCCAGAUUCCAUCCAGUGCCAGAAGUAGCAGCACUAUCGAUUCAUUUCAAUUAAACACAGACCGGCACGACAUGCCUGAACAACUGAAUAGUCUUGUGAAUUCAGAACACCGACAUCCUGUCAAGGUGGCUGCCACCUUCACUACGACGACAAACAUUUUACGCGAUUCGCAAACCAACUUGAAAAACUCUAACCAGAAUCCAUCUUCUCAGGUAACAAGCAAUAACCAUCACAAUGGACUUUCUAGGAGGCCUCCAAGCCCUCUCAGAAGUUCACAGAAUUCAUUGCAGCUCAGCCCAAGAGAUGAGAGUCGAGCUACGCAAGUAUCAUUGCAGAAAUCCAACUCAAUCAACAAUUUCCCUCCACCUGUCAAUCAGGACGUUGCCGAGGAGUACAUAGCAACGGUAAACAAAGCAGCGUGCACAAUACAGAGAUCUUUCAGGAAGCACUUGCAGAACAAGAAGUCUGGAGAGGAUGAAAUUCGGCGACUGCUGGGCCAGAAGAAACAGCAACGACAGAAAGCAAUGAUGCAGGAACAGAGCUCCAUGGAAGAGGAACAGAGGGCAGAGUUCAUGAAACAAAGAAGACGAGAUGAGAAAGCUAGGUUGGCGAGGCAGGAGGCCAUCAAAGAAUUGCAAAAGAAAAGACAACAGAGGCAAGAAGAUAUCAAGAAAAUGGCAGAGGAUGAAAUAAAAUUUCUACAAAAAAGCGGAAAAGUAUCCAAAGCGCCAGUUGGGAAAGCACGUCCUCGUGCAUCCAGUACAAGUGGUAGGACAUCAAAAGCUCGAACUGAUGCUGGCCUGAGUUCAAAAACACCUGCAAUGGACAAAUCUGAAGGCAGUGCUGGUAAAGUACCUUUGCUUGACCGGCCGGCAACUGCCAGCAGUGUUGGUAGACGUGUGGAUGAAAUUUUUGAGUUAGAAUCAUGUUCUGUUUUCCAGGAGUCAACGACUCAUCGGUCACAAACAACACAUGAAAACGCAGACACGGAUGUGGGAAGCGAAGCAAAGACUAAAACCACACUCACCGACCUACUGGAUACCCUGAAGUUGUUAGAGGAGCCAGUGAGUGGUCCAACACCCAGAGAGGAAACGGAAAAGAAGAAAGGACCAGCAUGGUUGGACAUCUUUGAUAAGGACGAACAGGCUGACGCUGAGGAGAUAGCAGCAGAAUAUGAAAGUCAUAGCCAAGAGGAAGGGUCAAAUCUUCAUAUAGGGGAUAAAGAAGUCUACCUGUCAGCUGAAAAUUUACAUGAUUUCCAGCACUUUAGUGGUCAUACGGACCCCAAGCCCAAGCCAAGUAGUCAACAGCCUACAAAGGCUACCAAGAAUGCCCUUCUCACAGAAGAUAAGCUAAGAAGCAUAAUGACAUUUCUGGAUGAAGUUGAGAAGACUGAUCAAGACACAGUCACAGAUUUUGGCCAGUCCAGGAAGACAACCCCACGGACCAGCCAAUCAUUGGCCUUUGUUCCAUCGGCAGAAGACAUCAGUAAGAUGGAGGAGGCAUCAGCAGCAGCAUCAGAGAUCGCCAACACUGUGCUCACGCAGAAACUGCAACUGGAGGAGAAAGAGAGGUCUUUGAAAAUGCUUCAGAAGUCCUUGAGUCAACAGCGUGAGCUUACAGUUCGCCAUGCUAAGGAGCAAGAUAAGGAGAUGAAGAGAAGAGUGAAUCAUCAAAAGGAAGAAUAUGAAAGCACAAUAAAGAGGCAUUUGUCAUUUAUUGAUCAGUUGAUAGAUGACAAGAAGUUGCUCAGUGAAAAAUAUGACACGGUUUUAAAAGAAUUGAAAGAUGUGGAGAAGAAGUACUCAACCAAGAUUAACACAAUGGAGGAGAGUCAUGGAAGAGAAAUUCAGAAGUUAAAAGAAGUCCAGGCUGCAGCUGAGAAAAUACGCCGAGAAAAAUGGAUUGAUGAAAAGACAAAGAAAAUUAAGGAAAUUACAGUUAAAGGGUUAGAGCCUGAGAUCCAACGUUUAAUUGCAAAACAUAAAGCUGAAGUCAAGAAAAUUAAAACUAUACACGAAGCAGAGCAGUUGCAGUCAGAAGAACGAGCGGGACAAAAAUACAUUAGGCAUAUUGAGGAGUUACGUGAACAACUUGCGGACGAGAAGGACGCUGCGUGCGCACGUGAAAGGGAACUUGCAAAGCAGAGGUACGAGAAGCAACUAGAGCAGGAGGAAUCUGCCUACCAACAGCAGCGUCGUAGGAUGUAUGCAGAAAUACAGGAAGAAAAGGAGAGGCUAUCAGACCAAUCUAGAAGACAGCGACAAGAGAUGGAUAGGUUACAAGCACAGAUAGAGGAAAACAGCCACAAGGGGGCAUUAGUCAUGAGGCAGGAGUUCGAGAAAGCCAGGGAAGAGCAGGAGAGAAGACAUGUGACUGAAGUCAGGGAACUUGAGGAAAGACUUAAACUAGAAAAAGAAGCGUGGGUGGAAAAUUACAUGAAAAAGCAGGAAACAUUGCUACUGUCAAAGGAGAGGGAACUACGAGAACAUGUUCGCCAAGACCGUGACAAAGAGAUUGAACUUGUGAUUCAAAGAUUGGAGGAUGAUGCAACGGUCACACGUGAAGAAGUUGAGAGAACUGCAGAGAAUAGAAUAAAACGUAUACGUGAUAAAUACGAAGGUGAACUACGAGAGAUGGAGUUAUCGGAGAGAAACACGCAGGAGCGUUAUAACGAUACAAAGGCAAGGCUAGCUGAUGUAGAGGGCGACAACAUCCGCUUGAAUUCGCUCAUCAAGCAGAAACAAGAGGAUGUAAACAGCAUUAAACAGGAAUGUGACACACUGUCUAAGGAGAGGAAAAAUGUACAAGAAGUUAUCCGACAAGAGUUUGCAGAUCGUCUGGUUGCCACUGAAGAGGAGAACAGACGUCUGAAGAAUGAGAUGUCGGAAAUGCGAGCAAGGCACAAACUAGAAAUAGAGAGAAUCGAGAAGAGUAAGGAGGAGGAAUUGGAGGAAGUUCAUAAACGGGUCAAACAAGCCAUUGUCAAGAAAGAGGACACAGUAAAUCAACUACGUCAGCAAUACGAUGCGGCAACGAAACGAGCUGACCACUUGGAAGCGCUUUUGGAACAGCAGCGAAAACAGCUUCUCAGUCUGUCCAAGAAAAAGUGAAGCAAAAUCUGAUGCGAAUGGUUAAAAAUCAGUAUAGAUGCAGACCAGACUGGUUUUCCUCUGAUGUAUGUGCAGUAUCGCUAGAGUAGUAGAUGGAAGGAGGCUUGUUUCAGAGAGUCAAUUAAUACUUAAUUACUUUCUAAAAUAAAGCAUAUUGUUUUCCUUCAUUCUGAGCAUGUAGUUGCUUUAAAAUAUGAGCGUUACAUAUUCACAUGUUUACACCAAUAUUUAUUAACAUCACCCAUAAUAGGUGACAGUUUUUUCAAAGCAACUUUUCUAUGACAUGUUGGUAUACAUUGUAUAUUUUAGUGAAUGCAUAGGUUUAAAUACAGCUGCAUACCAAUUAUAUGAGAGAGGCAUGGAUGAUGUGUAGUGUACUGUAUUUGUAGAACUGUUUCAAUGAUAUCAAACCAAGGAAAAUUGUAAACUUACUGCAAACUUUC